CGUACUUGGUCUUGCAGAACCGGUUCCACUCACCCGUAUAAUCGUCUAGGUUCGCAGUGACAAGCAGUAUGACAGAUCGCUGGAUUAAAAUCUCCGAUCAAUGAUUGGCGACGAUUUUGUGGUCCAAAAUACUUGCAUAAAAAGGAUAUACAGGGUAGAGGAAUUUCGCUGGACUUGAGGUAUACAGCCAACAUCGGGAAAAUACACAGAAAUAUCAGAGUGAAUGAAUCGUAGUUGUUAAAUUAUAAUUGUGUCAGUCGCAUGUGUACUGCGUGAUUUUUCGCUCAAAUGAAUUUCAUACAGAGGAUCAAUUUUCGUAUCAUUUAACCGAACGCAUUCUGAAUAGUACUUAAUGCGAUAUUAGUGAAAAGACAUAAAUUAUAAAAUAUCAACAGCUUCAAAAUUUAACACACAGACAAGGAUAAUGUCAGCCAAGCGGAGCGCCCGCGCGUCAGAGUCCGGAAGCGCGCAACAGAAGCGCGCCGCGUGGAGCACACAGGCGUACACAGUGGAGGAACUCCUGGGACAAUUCAGCCUCCCACAGAUCGUCAAGUGUAACCCCCAGGCCAUCCUCGUGCGCAAGGACGCGCCACUUCCGGUUAACCUUGGUCAGCCUAUCCUGUUGUUCGACUCGCGGACCGUCCGGAAGCUGCUAGCGCGUAACGUGGUAGUGGAUCCUGCAACCGGCAAGUUUACGGAAAAUGAGGACACUGUCACCAUACCGAAGGAUUACGAUGGAGCUUUCCUGCGUCUGCGGUCGCGGACGUCCAAGGAUCACACGACCCACAAGAGUAUCGAGUCCCUGGCGACCAGUGGCAUCAAGGCCUUUCUGAAUCUCAACAAGAUAACCGCCUUUCGAGUCCUUUCCGGUACCAGUGGCGGUAUGGGCGAGUUCCCGCGUGUCGACUACCUACCGGGAAAUGUGUUCGCUAUUGACAGUGUGUUCAUGGGAACUGCGAAAGUCCGACAGGAAGGAAAGAUCGUUUUGCACCAAAAUAGUGCAUCAAAAGAGAUGAAAUACUUGAAGUGUAGGGAUGAUAAGGACAAUCACAUUGUGAUCCCGUUCCCCACAACGGGGGAGUUUGUGGAGAUCAUGCCUAACGAUUUGACAGGAACCGGAAGAAUGUCGGUUCGAAGCGAGGACUUGAUCGAUAAACAAAAGUUUCCUAUUAUUGUACGAUACAUUCGAGGUCGGUUCAAGCCUCGAUUAACCAGUUUUACUGGACUGUUUACUCUACUUGAUUCAUACGAAGAGACCACCAUUGUCGGCUGUGUUCUAGACAAGAACGGAUACACGUUCAUGGAACUUCCAGUCGAUUCGCCCUUGACCUUUCACCUAGCUCUAAACUUUUCCGAGCUUCAGAGCCAUCCAAUGGUGAAAAACGGCCUGCGCCUCUGUGACACAAACGGACACAAUUUUGCAAGAGACUUGAAAUUCAAAUUCAAGUUUGCGCAGCGAUUCCUGAACAUGGGACGCCAGCAACUUCCGCUAGACGCUGACGACCCCGGGGAGUCGCCUAGCGCGCGGAACAGCGCCAAGGGCUUCGGUGUUACCACGACAUAUAUCUACGUUUGAUAUUAUGAAUAAUUAAUCUAUGACGGUAUUACCAAAGUUACAAACCAUGAGCUUAAUGUGUAAUUUUCUACGCAUUGCUGAUUCGAACAGUAUUCAAUAUAGACAGUCAUCGUUAGAUGGCACACCUUAUACCGGAUCUAUUUUCUCUUGUAUAAUAUCAUAUUUUCGUAAAGGUACUUGAUUUCAUCCAGUACAAUAUUUCAUGAAACUGAGUUUUCCAUGGUUCGUCAGAUUUCUAUUCAUUGCUUAUUCAUAAGUACUGAACUAAUAUUUGAAUUGUAUAGAAUCCAUUAAAUAGAUAGUCCCAUUGAAAACAUCCAGGCUUCUCUGUAUGAUUGUAAAUGUUUGUAAUCCAUUAGGCGGAAUGCUUUAGUUAAUACCGUGUUAAAAUGCUAUAAUUAUAUAUGUAUUGACUAAAGUGUAUACCAGUAUAUAAAAUGUUUAUAGACGGA
Messenger RNA from Mya arenaria, 2028 nucleotides. RefSeq lists its product as uncharacterized. Bases 425 to 1576 code for a protein of 383 amino acids. NCBI's taxonomy places the organism in Eukaryota, Metazoa, Mollusca, Bivalvia, Myida, Myidae. The record is from RefSeq and is a predicted model, not a curated record. The transcript is spliced from 3 exons.